This is a messenger RNA of Cylindrotheca closterium, 3108 nucleotides long. NCBI's taxonomy places the organism in Eukaryota, Bacillariophyta, Bacillariophyceae, Bacillariales, Bacillariaceae. The record is from the annotation of a GenBank genome assembly.
AUGACCACGUAUGUGGACGUUGAUAGGUCCGCCGAGGCAAUUCAGGAGGACGAAGAACUCAUAGAGGCCGUCAACCAAAUUGUCGAGAAGACUGCAGAAAUCAUCUACGAAGAUGUCAAGAACGAUGUUUCUGGAUUCUAUUUGAAAGUGAGACAAUCAAUCUAUACGAUGUUCCCAUUUUUGAUGUGUUGGAAGGAUGACCGAGCUUUGUUCUGGGAUGACAUGCACAAGUUAGCAGUAACCUUUGCUUUGUUUGUUCUAGCGUUUCUGAUCCUCUCGCCGUCGCAAUUCUGGGUAAAGAAAUCCUCAUCGUGGUUAUCUUUUGGAAAUAAAACUUCAAAAACUCAGCGAAAGGCCUCAGCGCGACAUUUCAACCAUCUCCAAAGGCUGAGACGUUUCACUUCUCGCGGUGAUGAAACCGAAUCAUCAGAGGAUAUAUUGGAACGACCACAACCUCAACGAAGAAGAUCAUUUUCGAGCGUCGAUUACAAACUUAAGGAUUUUGAAAUGGAUGACGAUGAAGACGAGGAUGAGGAUGAGGAAAAAGAAGAGGAGAGAUUUGCCAAGAUGUGGCCAACGAUAGUUUCGCAAUCGCGGUAUCGAAGUUUGGUGUUGCCUCCCGAGUGCAAACGAGUAGACAAGCCACCUAGUAGUUACAUGAUCUCCACAUUAAAAGAAGAGAAGAAAGAUGACAAAGAGCAAGGUGACGACGAUAAUCCAUUUGAUCGGCUGGUGACCUACUGGAGGCACUUUCUUGUUUUCAUGGUGUCAAUGAUGCGAUAUGAUUACGGAGGGGCAGGGUGGACGUUGUUCUACUGGCUGGAGUCUCUGGGCAGAGCGAGAAAAAAGAUGCAGAAAUCAAAGAAAGACGACAGCAAUGACGACGACGAGUCAGAGUCCAGCAGCGUGCUAGACAAGCGGAGUGGUUUUGGUACAGCUUCCGCCCAGACCACUUCCGAGUCGUCCCCUGUUAUGAAGCCAAGAGGCAGACCCAGAAGAAAACGAGACUCGAUAAUGGCGCAACAACCUUGUCGUGAAACUAUUGAUGGUUCGAAAGUUGUCACUAAUGAGAAUGACACGAACGAUGCUACCGAUACUCCGAAUGUCCCACAAAGCACUCAAUCGCAGCUUUCCACGGGGGACGAGGAGAAGAAAGACUGCGUUGAUGACAGCGAAAGUACAAGAACACUCGUAGAAGAAAGUUCCAUUUCAUCUCCACCGUCGACACCUAAGAAAAGCACGACGACAGAAUCUUGUGCCUCUAGUGAGCCGCCUACAAAAAAAGAUAGUUUUUCAAGUGUUUACGACACUCCAGCAAAUGAUCGCAGCUCUGAUCCAACAACACCAAGCGACCCUGUUGUUCCCUUGGAAUUCGAUUGCGAUGAGGCUACAAACCCGGUAUUACAUUCCGGAAGGACGAAAGACGCGCUGAAAUAUUACCGACCAGCAACACAGCGGAAGAAUCUAGGAACAGACUUUAUGUCACGUGAGAAGAAUUAUCUGACAUCGUCUGCACCCGGAAGUUUUCUUCCCAACAUGAGAGGUCAAGUGGAACGGAGAGGAUCUGCAGAUGAUACUUAUUUCUUUGAAGCGGCUAGUACCGAUGAGUCACUGCGUAAAAUGGCAGUAGAGAUCCCGGUUCCAGAUCGAAAUGGGUACAUUUUGGGCGACGAGUUUCUUGAAGAUGAUGAAAACACGCCGCUACUUGUUUUUGUUAAUUCCAGAUCUGGUCCACAACAAGGCCACCUCUUGAUUACCCAACUUCGUAGUUUGCUGAAUCCGGUUCAAGUUUGGGACUUAUCGGACGGAGGACCGGAAGAAGCUUUAGAGAGUUUUUCUGCUUUUACAAGAUUGCGGAUUUUGGUUUGUGGUGGUGACGGUACAGUGAGCUGGAUCAUUAGUACCAUCGAAAAGAUGAAGCUGCAAAGAUGGCCACCCAUUGCAAUCUUACCCUUGGGGACAGGCAAUGAUUUGGCUAGAGUACACGGUUGGGGUGGUGGGUAUAGUAACGAGUCUCUAAUUGAAAUACUUGAGCAGGUUGCUGAAAGCUAUAUUUCUUGGCUCGACCGAUGGGAAUUUACUAUCGAAAAUAAGAAGGGAAAAGUGAAAAAGGUGAAGUCCUUCUUCAACUACUUUGGGGUCGGUGCAGAUGCCCAGAUGGCGUUGCAAGUUCACAAGCUGCGGGAAUACCAACCGAAUCUAUUCUUUUCGCGAGUCAUCAACAAGGCCUGGUAUGGGAUAUUUGGUGCCGAAGAUGCCAUCAAGGCAACUUCAUUGAAUCUCCCAAACGACAUAACACUCAUUGCAGACGGCGUCGAGGUUCCUCUUCCGCCUGAUUCUCAAGGGAUUAUUCUCUUGAACAUUGAUUCGUAUGGGGGAGGUGUUCCGCUAUGGGCUCGUGGUUCAAAGGAAUCGCCCUCAAUCAGCAAUAGUAUUGAUCGCCCGUACUCGAUAAAAAGAUCAAGGAGCCUCGAUCCCGGUUGGAUGCGAAGAAGGAGUAGAGCGCUGGGAUUAGAUGAAAUCGACCCGCCUUCCAUGUUUGGAGAAGAGGAUGGCGUCGAUGACAUUUCGACAUGUCUCACCGACGAAGAAAGGUUUGCUAGAGUUACAAGUUGUGAGCGCCCGAGCAGCUGCCAAGAUGGUUUCCUAGAUGUUGUUUCGGUUCGCGGAUCGUUUCAUUUAGGACAAAUUCGUGUCGGACUCAGUACGUGUCAGCAACUUUGCCAAUGCAGGGAUCUCAAAAUUGUCAUCAAACGCAAAGUUCCAGUUCAACUAGAUGGUGAACCUUGGAGUCAGAGUGCAUGUACACUCCAUGUGAAACGGAAAAAGGAGGCUGCAAUUAUGUUGCACCGUUCUGCUGGUGAUAGCAACGGUGUGGAAACUGAAAUGUCAAAACUUCUUGAUUGGGCCGAAGAACGCUCCUACAUUGAUAGUGAGACGCACGCGGUGCUGAUGAAAGAAUUCAGCCGUCGCAUCGAAAACAAGACGCGCGAACGUCGGCUAAGAUCCAAGGACGGUUUGAUUCUAUCACUGAAACGAGCCAUGGAGAGUACUGGGAAUUUGGGGAAUGGGGGAUACCAGAGCGGUCACAAUGGAAUUAUGUUUUAG